This is a messenger RNA of Podarcis lilfordi (Lilford's wall lizard), 320 nucleotides long. NCBI's taxonomy places the organism in Eukaryota, Metazoa, Chordata, Lepidosauria, Squamata, Lacertidae. The record is from the annotation of a GenBank genome assembly.
AUGGAAGGCGAGGAAGCCAGCGCAACUGCCCAGCGCAGCCCCGGAGCGAAGGGCGCCCCUCUGAGGGGCAGAUUCUCCCGGCAGCUCAAGAGACAUCCAGGAGUGAGUCACCUCUUUCCCGCUUGACCCCUUAGCCUAAGAGUAGCGACCCCCAACCCCACUCCCCCGCCCACUUGCACAGUAGCCCCAAACCCUCAGCACCCACAACCCUAAACCUUUAUUUCCUUCUCUCGCCGCCCCCUGCGCAGAAAGCACUGCUGAGCAUCGCCGCCUUCCCCUCCGCUGCAGGCAGAAAGUCGCCAGGUGCAGCUUCCCCCUAA